This is a messenger RNA of Chiloscyllium plagiosum (whitespotted bambooshark), 4062 nucleotides long. Lineage: Eukaryota; Metazoa; Chordata; Chondrichthyes; Orectolobiformes; Hemiscylliidae. The record is from RefSeq and is a predicted model, not a curated record.
AGGGGGAGAGAGGUGGCUGUGAGCUCUCGCUAGGAUACAGAGAGAGAGGGAGCUGCUGCCGCAGUUACACACAGACACACUCAGACACAGAGACAGAGACAGCGAGCGGCUCCCAUUGUGUGUAUUCCACUGACUCCGCGAGCAAACAGCGCAUCCCUCGGCAGCGGGAGAGUGAGAACCGGCAGGCGGCCGGGGUAAAGCCUGCAGCCGGGACUCGGACACCGGCACGUAGGGAGCGACAGAGCCGAGCGAAAGCGAAGAGUUCGGGGGCCGCCUCCGGUUCCAGGGCGGCGGCGGAUUGUGCCUCAUGUGGACUCUCGGGGCGGCGGCGCUGCUGCUGCUGCUGGCGGCGGCGGCACUGAGGAUACCAGUGGAAGCAAGUGAACUUGGGUCAUGCACACCUGGAUUUUCAGAAGAUGUUUACAAUGCAGACGUUUCAAGGACUAUUCGUGAAGGGCAGCCUCUUUUGAGUGUUGGCUUUGAUGACUGUUUCCGGGGUUUGGCAGUACAGUAUGAAACGAGCGACCGGAACUUCAAGGUGCAACGUGAUGGCGUGGUGUUCGCAACUGAAGACAUGCAUCUCUCUGGGAAACAAGUGAAGUUUGUGGUUACGGCACGGGGAAUGGAGAGCCCCGGACAAUGGCAAACCGUCGUCAAGUUAACCGUGAGAGCCAAAGGUGGAACCAAACGCACAGGCCAACAGAACUGGAAGCCAAGUAGUGCUGUCCUAUCUCAGAAUGUUCCGGACAUCAUUUUCCCAUGGUCCCAGCUGGAACAUCCGGGUCAUCUGAAACGCCAGAAGAGAGACUGGGUCAUUCCACCAAUCAACGUUCCUGAAAAUUCUCGUGGUCCUUUCCCUCAGGAAUUGGUCACGAUCCGAUCUGACCGUGAUAAAAACCGUUCGCUGCGCUACAGCGUCACAGGGCCAGGGGCAGAUCAACCACCGGCCGGAAUCUUCAGUAUCAAUCCCAUCUCCGGUCAGCUAGCCGUGACUAAACCUCUGGAUCGGGAACAGAGAGCCUCAUACCAUCUAAGAGCCCACGCGGUGGACCUGAAUGGGAAUCAAGUGGAAAAUCCAAUCGACAUAGUUAUCAAUGUCAUCGAUAUGAACGAUAACCGGCCAGAGUUUCUACAUCAAGUUUGGAAUGGUUCUGUUCCGGAAGGGUCAAAGCCAGGAACGUUUGUGAUGGCAGUGACUGCAAUGGACGCUGAUGACCCUAAUUCCGCCAACGGCAUAUUAAGAUACAAGAUUCUCUCGCAAAUGCCAAACAGUCCGUCUCCGAAUAUGUUCACAAUCAAUAACCAGACGGGCGAUAUCGUCACUGUAGCGGCUGGCCUUGACAGAGAGAAAGUUCCACAGUACACCUUAAUCAUCCAGGCCACUGAUAUGGAGGGUAGUCCCACGUACGGCCUGUCCAACACCGCCACUGCUGUUAUUAAAGUCACCGACGUCAAUGAUAACCCGCCAGAGUUUACCGCUGCCACGUUCUAUGGGGAAGUCCCAGAAAAUAGAAUUGAUGUCAUUGUUUCAAACCUGACCAUAACCGAUAAGGAUCACCCUCAUACUGCGGCCUGGAAUGCAGUUUAUAAGAUAACUGGUGGAGACCCUUCAGGACACUUUGCUGUACCAACUGACCCCAUCAGUAAUGACGGCCUGGUAACAGUUGUCAAGCCUAUUGACUAUGAAACCAGCAGAGCCUUUGUACUAACAGUCAUUGCUGUAAAUCAGGAGCCUCUGACAAAAGGCAUUCAGCUCCCUCCUCAAUCGACAGCCACUGUCUCCAUUACCGUUAUUGAUCUCAAUGAGAGUCCGUAUUUUGUUCCAAACCCCAAGCUGAUCAGGCAGGAAGAGGGCCUACCUGCAGGCAAAGUGCUCACUGUCUUCACAGCUGAGGACCCUGACCGGUACAUGCAGCAGACGAUCAGAUACUCGAAGUUAUUGGAUCCAGCAAACUGGCUCAAAAUCGAUCCACUCCAAGGACAGAUUACCACCGUCGCCACACUCGAUCGUGAAUCCCCUUACGUUAAAAAUAACAUGUACAACGCAACGUUCCUGGCGUCAGACAGCGGUAUCCCUCCGGCAAGUGGGACAGGCACUCUGCAGAUCUACCUGCUCGAUGUCAAUGACAAUGCGCCACAUGUCUUCCCUGAGGAAGUCUCCAUUUGCGAGAAGCCGGAUCCCAAUGCCAUUAACAUCACCGCUACCGACACCGAUAUCGACCCAAACACGGGGCCGUUUGCCUUUGAGCUCCCUGACAGCCCGGUGGACAUCAGGAAGAACUGGACUAUAACCCGGCUCAAUGGUGAUUAUGCGCAAUUGAGACUGAAGAUUGGAACCCUCGACGAUGGCCUUUAUAAAGUGCCGAUCAUGAUCAUGGACUCUGGAAACCCUCCUAUGUCUGCGACCUCUGACCUCCUUGUCAAGGUGUGUCCCUGUGAUGAAAAUGGCGACUGUACAUCAGUCCAGGCAAUAGUUGCGGCUGGCUUGGGGACUGGGGCUAUCAUCGCCAUUCUGCUGUGCAUCAUCAUCCUACUCAUCUUAGUCUUGCUGUUUGUCAUCUGGAUGAAGAGACGUGACAAGGAACGGCAAGCCAAGCAGUUACUCAUUGACCCGGAGGAUGACGUGAGGGACAACAUCCUGAAAUAUGACGAGGAGGGGGCAUUUUGUUUACGAAAAUCUUACAAAUUUCAGGGGCUGAAGGCCGCAGACAACGAUCCCACAGCACCCCCUUACGACUCACUGUUGGUGUUCGACUACGAGGGCAGCGGCUCCACGGCAGGAUCUUUGAGUUCGCUCAACUCCACAAGUUCUGGCGGAGACCAGGACUACGACUAUCUGAAUGACUGGGGCCCGAGGUUUAAGAAGCUGGCAGAUAUGUACGGUGGUGGCAGUGACUGCUAGGAACUCUCUUCUUUCCAGCGCAAGUGGGAAUGUUUGCAGACUUUUUAAGAACUUCUGACCGAUUUAUUUCCAGCAACACACACACACACACAUACACACACAUGAAAAAAAGAGCUAGGCUUUUACAUGUUAGUCAACUGGUUAAAACGCACGUUCAGUACAGGCUGCAAACUACUUGCGUGAGUGAAGUUAUCGGUAAACUGACACUGUUUUAAAGGAAAUAUUGAUAAGAGCUCUGUUACACUUGAAUCUCAAAGUACAGAAGCACUGGGAUUUUGUGCCUUUUUGUACACUUUUUUGAUCUCCAGAAUCAUUAGAUUUAUGUUACACGCUUUAAAAGUACCUGUGACAUUUUUGAAGUGAUAAUCCUCUUUUCUUGAUCCUCUCCAACGGCAACACAGUGGAGGGGCUUAGGGGAAACUCAGUUAGACGAUGAUGAGCUAUUCUCUGCUUUUAGUUUAAAUAAGAUGCUAAAGACACCAAAUCUCCUGGGUUUUUUUUAAACAUCGCCUUUUGUUUCAGCGGAGAAAGUGAGCAGAUUUCAGACCACGGAUUUUGAAAAGCACUGCAGUACAUUUGAAACAGGCUGAGACUUACAGAAGGUGGUCCUGAUGUUCGUCACAGUGCUGUGAAACUUCCAUUUUCUCAAGCCACAAAAGAAAAUGAGAGUUGAAGUUCAGCCUCGAGCUGAAAAAUGGUAUUAAUUUUUUUUUCUUUAAAAUCUGUUGUACAAAAAGAAAGUGUACAUAAUGUUCAGAGACUUAUUCGACAGACCAGUUCCAAAUCAUGUUGUCAGAAAAACAAACUUUGGGCAAUUCAGAUUUUUCUUUUUUGCAUGUUUUUACCAUUUUGUUUUCACGAAGGGAAUUGGUGUUGACGAAGAAAUGCUUUUGGAGCAAGUGGUGUUGACCAGUUUGAAAAUUUAGAUAGACCAUGACAACUAUUUUUCUUUUCUAAUUCUUAACUAGCACAAAUGUUUUACAUGGUUUGUACCAAAUACCAGGAGGGGUGGGAGAGAUGCUGGUAGCACAUUCAUUAAGGAAGAGCUUUUGAACCAGGAGAGAAUUGUGACGAUGGCUUUUGGCUAUUUUAUUGUGUACCAGAAUCAAAACAUUACACCUCUGGCCCGGAUAUAAAUUAAAGGCUACUUUUGGAAUUUU